AUCAUGAUCCGUAGUGGAGAGAUGGAGCGCCCACUCGGCCUGGAUUCCAAACUGCCAAUAAAAGGCUCUAACGCAGUCUACAUAGCAGCAAAGCAAGGCAAAGAAGCAAGAAAACUCUUGGCAAAAUCCAUCCAUGGCUUCUGUUCAGUGUCAGAAACACAAUGAAAUGUGCCCAAAACAGAGCCACCACACCAAGUUAGGCCAGAAGAUCUGUGAGAUGACCAACAAGGCUUUCAAAAGCCAAGGCAAUGCCAAUACCAAUACCAACAUCAACACUUCCUCCAAAACAGAGACUCAUUGCUACACUGAAACUCAGUCAUCCCCAAAAAACCUCACCGAGCAGGGUGAGUCCAAAACGGAGAUCAGCCUUUUAAUUGUGCAGGCCCGCAUCACCCAAACUAACGCCAACCAUCCACCUGCUCUUCCUCGUGGAACAGCCACCACAUGCUUUGGGAAUCCUAACUGGAAAAACAGAGACCACACCAAUAAAAAGGAUAGGAACUUAUUCCGCAGGAUUAAGGACGGCGUCUCCCGUCAUAACAACUGUGACAGUGACAGCAGCAGCGACAGCGACAGUGAUAAGGAAAACUGUCGAACCAGGAAGGAAUCUACUCCCGCAGAAGUGAUGAAAGGAACAGCUGCACAACGGAAAUAAGCAGUGUCUCUGUUCGCGAUGAAGAAAAAGAAAAGGAUAGGUGCCUAUCUUGAAAUAAUCACCACUUCUGUGGUGGUAAAAUACAUAUUGUACUCAAAAGUUGAAUAUAUAUAAAUAUAUAUAAUAUUACUUCUAAUUCUAAUUAUAAGACUUCAUUUAUAGUAUAUAAAUAAAGUCUUAUAAUUAGGAUCAGAAGUAAGAAGUAGUAAUAAUAAUAAAGGUCAAUCUCAUUUGGCUAUGGUGUGUUGAGUUCCUUUGAUAUGACGAAUAAAAAGUCAGUUGUUUGCCGCCCAUGAA
This is a messenger RNA of Neltuma alba, 952 nucleotides long. RefSeq lists its product as uncharacterized. The record is from RefSeq and is a predicted model, not a curated record. The transcript is spliced from 2 exons. Bases 134 to 655 code for a protein of 173 amino acids. NCBI's taxonomy places the organism in Eukaryota, Viridiplantae, Streptophyta, Magnoliopsida, Fabales, Fabaceae.